Cuscuta epithymum is the source of this 569-nucleotide messenger RNA. The record is from the annotation of a GenBank genome assembly. NCBI's taxonomy places the organism in Eukaryota, Viridiplantae, Streptophyta, Magnoliopsida, Solanales, Convolvulaceae.
AGGGCCUCCACCCUUCACACACAUAUAUGUAACGAAUAGAAUCCUCAUCAGCUAUCGUCCUAUAAUUCCAUAAAUAUGGAUCCUAUCACAAUCGCAGUUUAUAAUCACCAUCGCGCUUUGCUCCAAGCACUGAUUGAAGAAAACAAGCGGCUGCGUAUGCGAAAGAUUAUGCAUGAUUGCCUUGAUAACCCAGCCCUGCUAAACCAGCUCUCCCGGGAGCAGUUGCUGCGCUUGCUUCCUGUCAUUCACUCCAGCAUUGAGGAAGUGGAGAAGAGGCAGCAAGAACUCAUGGCCGCCUCCAAAACCAAGGAAGAAGAAGACCCGUCACCAUCAUCAUCAUCUGUUGUUGCUGAUGAUCAUCAUGAUGAAAAAUGAAAGUAUGAAAUGAAAUGCAUGCAUGGUUAAGGUUGUGUUUUUACUAAUAAGUUCACUUCAGGGGUCAUCUUAGUUCUUUUCCUUCUAUCUCUAUGAAUUGGAUCUCAUUUGUUCAAAAGAGAAAAAAUAAAUACAGAGUUAUUAUCAAUAAAGGGUUUUAAUUUCUUGAUGUUUUUUAUGGCUGCUCCUAUGAU